UGAAUCAAAGUUAAAAAGAUUAGAUCGAGUAAAGGGAACAAAAUCUCGCAUCGUCGCACGUAGGAAAUCCUGAUUACAGAUAUAUCUGCCAUUCCAAAUCCAAUUUCUUGGCUGGAAAAAAACAAAAAACAAAGAGUCUAAAAUCCCUCAUAAUAGUUGUCUACCAACUGUCAAUAGCCAAAUUCUCUGUAAUUUAGCCAACAAAGUAUAAUGGUACUGUAUGCGGCAUUUGGGAAGUGGAUGACAACACUACACGCUUCUCUUGCGGUGAAUAGAAAUAGUAGCCCUUCUGUUAAUAUGAGAGUCAAGAAGAAGAAGAAGAAGAAUUCUAAAAUUUACAAUUUGCAGCAGAUGAAAGAAGGCGGCGUUCAUUAUAACAGUCUUAAAUUAUUAGAAUGGGAUAAGCUUUGUGAUUCGGUCUCUUCCUUUGCUGGCACUUCCUUAGGUCGCCAAGCCAUCAAAGUGCAAUUAUGGUCCCUCAAUAGGAACUAUGAGGAGUGUUUGAUGCUUUUGCGAGAAACUAAUUCGGCUGUGGAAAUGCACAAGCAUGGUUCUUGCCGCUUGGACUUUUCUGGCAUUGACCUUCUUCUGGUGAAAUCUGGCAUUGAACAUGCUCGGAGGGCUUUGCUAGUGAGUGCAAAUGAAGCUAUUGCUAUAGCUACUAUGCUAGAGUAUGCUGAUAUUUUGCAGCUUAAUCUUCAAGCUGCAAUCAAUGAAGAUGCUGGUUGGUACAAUCGUUUUGUGCCUCUUUCACAAUUGAUAAUGGAACUGGUGAUAAAUAGACCAUUAGUUAGGAUGAUACAUCAAGUUAUAGAUGAAGAUGGCUCCGUCAAAGACUCUGCUAGUUCUGCCUUAAAAAGGUCACGUGAUCAAGUUCAAAUACUUGAAAAAAAGUUAUAUCAAUUAAUGGAUAGCCUAAUUAAGAAUGAUGUGGAAGAAUCAUUUCUGGAAGUGUGUAAUGUCAAGGGGAGAUGGUGUAUAAAAUCAGGGACUAAUCAGUUGAUGAAGUUCAAGGGUCUUUUGUUGCCCAGUGAUUCAGGCGCAGGAAGCAUUUUAGAACCACUCACAGCAGUUCCUUUGAAUGAUGAGCUGCAAAGGGCAAGAGAAUCAGUGGCAAAAGCAGAGGCAGAUGUGCUUUUGAUGUUAACAGAAAAGAUGCAAAAGGAUCUCGAUGGUAUUGAAAAACUAUUGGACGAUCUAAUUCAACUAGAUAUAAUCAAUGCCCGAGCAACCUAUAGUCUUUCAUUUGGAGGUGCAUGUCCAGAUUUAUAUUUACCAGAAGACAUGGAUGGAUUGUUCACUGCUGAAGCAUCAGAGAUGAGAGCUUUAAAAGGAUCAAACCCCCUUGAGAGGAAAUGGAUAUUAUAUAUGCGUAAAGCUUAUCAUCCUUUAUUGCUUCAGCAGCAUAGGCAAAAUCUUCAGAAGGCUCAGAAAGAUGCAAAAAAGGCUACCUCUCAAAAACUCCAAGGGGAUAAUGGCAUGUCGAGGGGAGAAACAGAUCUAGAUUCUUCAUCCUCAGAAAUAAAGGUGUCUGCACUGGAACAAGCACAUCCAGUUCCAGUUGAUUUUCUUAUUGCUCAGAAUUCAAGAGUCCUGGUUAUAACUGGCCCUAACACUGGCGGAAAAACUAUUUGCUUAAAGACAGUUGGAUUAGCUGCCAUGAUGGCAAAAUCAGGUCUUUAUGUUUUGUGUUCUGAAUCUGUACAACUCCCUUGGUUUGAUUAUAUUUUAGCUGAUAUUGGUGAUGAACAGUCCUUGUCUCAAUCUUUAUCUACAUUCUCUGGUCACUUAAAGCAAAUAAGUGACAUUCGGUCUCAGUCAACAAACCGGUCUCUAGUGCUGCUAGAUGAAGUUGGUGCGGGGACAAAUCCACUCGAAGGAGCAGCACUGGGAAUGUCACUGCUCGAGUCGUUUGCUGAGGAUGGUGCUUUAUUGACAAUAGCUACAACACAUCACAGUGAACUUAAAUCUCUAAAGUACAGUAACAGUGCAUUUGAAAAUGCCUGUAUGGAGUUUGAUGAAGUGAAUUUGAAGCCAACUUACAAAAUUAUCUGGGGAGUACCAGGUCGUUCAAAUGCGAUUAAUAUAUCUGAAAAAUUGGGACUUCCAGACAGAGUUAUUAAUAUUGCGCGAGAACUAUAUGGCGCUGCUAGUGCAGAGAUAAAUGAGGUCAUAAUUGAUAUGGAACGAUUCAAGCAAGAGGUGCAAGAGCUUUUAUAUGAGGCACAACAUCAGAUAAGGUAUGCAUUUAUAGCAUAUUCUAUUUGUUUUCCUUAGUGUAACAUGAGAGCAAACAGAGGAAGAAGAUGAAGAAUUGAUGUAUAUUUCAUUGAGGAAUUAGACAUGUAUAUAUACAAGUUUAGGGUGAGUAAAAUAGAAAGGUCAACUUGGAAUUAAAUCCCUAUGAUCAAGCUAUUAUACAAGAUAUGCUUUCCUAUUA
Molecule: messenger RNA, 2440 nt
Organism: Ricinus communis (castor bean)
Lineage: Eukaryota; Viridiplantae; Streptophyta; Magnoliopsida; Malpighiales; Euphorbiaceae
Product: endonuclease MutS2
Exons: 18
Coding region: 211-2277 (688 amino acids)
Biological process (GO): negative regulation of DNA recombination; mismatch repair
Molecular function (GO): mismatched DNA binding; ATP hydrolysis activity; ATP-dependent DNA damage sensor activity
Source: RefSeq, a predicted model, not a curated record